Sycon ciliatum is the source of this 702-nucleotide messenger RNA. Its product is annotated as prenylcysteine oxidase-like. The record is from RefSeq and is a predicted model, not a curated record. Bases 1 to 702 code for a protein of 233 amino acids. Gene Ontology annotation, molecular function: prenylcysteine oxidase activity. The transcript is spliced from 2 exons. Lineage: Eukaryota; Metazoa; Porifera; Calcarea; Leucosolenida; Sycettidae. Gene Ontology annotation, biological process: prenylated protein catabolic process; prenylcysteine catabolic process.
AUGCGGGAUUCACUUUCGGACGGUCGACGAGCUGUUCGACGCGGCCACACUGGACGGCACGUUUCGGCACAUGCGGCGCUCGGACGCCGCGUGGUACACGCGCAACCUGUGGGGCCUGUUGGCUUUACGAACGUCAACUACAACCAGGACGGCGACACGCUGAACACGUUUGUCAUGGCUGUGACCCUGGCCGGUGUGCAGGACGGUUUCUGGGCGGUGGAGGGCUGUGACCAGGAGGUGUGUAGAGGACUGCUUGACAAUGCCGACGUUGCACUGCGUCACCAGGCGGUCACCACAGUCCAGCGGCUUGACCAGGCGUCGCCGUUCGCCGAGUUCCAGGUGAGCGCUGGUUCUGGCGAGGCGGACGUGUUUGAUGCCGUUGUCAUCGUAACGCCAUUGCAGCACUCCGGAAUCGAGCUGAACGGCUUUCCGCACAGUGCGAGCACAAUGCACCGCGGCGAGUACCAACGCACGGUGGUUACGUUUGUCGUUGGUCAGCCAAAACCGGCGGAGAAUGAGUCCGUGUGGAAGAUCUUCUCACCAGAGCCGUUGGACAAUGUCACUCUGGACAAGCUGUUUCGUGCACGACAGCAUGUCACCGUGCGAGAGUUUGCCGCCUUUCCCAAGUACAGGAGCACACCGGCCGAGCUGCCGUCGUUCGUCCUUGAUCAGGCCGUCUUCUACACGAGCCUAAUCGAGUGA